Pundamilia nyererei is the source of this 2720-nucleotide messenger RNA. RefSeq names its product G protein nucleolar 2 (gene gnl2). Gene Ontology annotation, molecular function: GTP binding. The transcript is spliced from 16 exons. The coding region runs from base 223 to 2421 and encodes 732 amino acids. The record is from RefSeq and is a predicted model, not a curated record. Gene Ontology annotation, cellular component: nucleolus. NCBI's taxonomy places the organism in Eukaryota, Metazoa, Chordata, Actinopteri, Cichliformes, Cichlidae.
GUGCAGACCCUGAAUUGGGACACAGCCUAAGUACGCACGCAGGAGCUUUCUGAUUGGUUCUCACCUCCGUCGCUCUAUUGAUGAUGUCCUUCCUGUUCACCCUAAGAACACGUGUAGGGUGUACAUUUUCGAGCUGAGGGGAAUAACGGCAACAAAACAUCGCCGUUCAGACACCUUCGUAUUUUUUUUUCUGUGGAAGGCUUUACCGAGUAAGAGGGCAACAUGGUGAAGACACGGUACAAGGGGAAAAGCUCAAUAAACCCCUCAACAUCCAGCAGCAACCCCGAUCGAGCCAAAGGUGCUGGUGGAAACAACAUGAGGGACCGAGCCACUAUCAAGCGCCUGAAUAUGUACAGACAAAAACAAAGAUGUGAUAGCCGUGGAAAAGUCGUCAAACCUUUACAGUACCAGUCCACAGUAGCUCCGGGAACUGUUGCCAGAGUUGAACCUAACAUCAAAUGGUUUGCAAAUACCCGUGUGAUCAAGCAGUCAUCCCUCCAGAAAUUCCAGGAGGAGAUGGAGGCAGUAAAGAAGGAUCCAUAUCGUGUGGUGAUGAGACAAAGCAAAUUGCCUAUGUCCCUUUUGCACGAUAGAGUCAAAGCCCAUAACUCUAAGGUUCACAUUCUAGACACGGAGGGUUUUGAGAACACUUUUGGACCUAAGGCUCAAAGGAAGAGGCCCAGUCUUGUUGUGGGCGAUGUCAAGGACCUUGUAGAGCAAGCUGAGGCCUCAGCCCUAAGUUAUAAUGCAGAAAAUGACAAAGACCUGGUUACCGAGGACACAGGGGUCCGGGCGGAAGCACGUGAGGAGAUUUUCAAAAAGGGUCAGUCCAAGAGAAUCUGGGGAGAACUUUACAAGGUGAUUGACUCAUCUGAUGUCAUCAUCCAAGUGCUGGAUGCCCGAGAUCCUAUGGGAACACGGUCUAAGAGCAUUGAAACGUAUCUAAAGAAAGAGAAAUCCUGGAAACAUCUGAUCUUUGUUCUAAACAAGUGUGACCUUGUGCCCACCUGGGUCACGAAACGUUGGGUGGCUGUUCUGUCUCAAGAAUAUCCCACUUUGGCUUUCCACGCCAGCCUCACAAACUCAUUUGGUAAGGGCUCUCUCAUCCAGCUGCUCAGGCAGUUUGGCAAGCUCCACACAGACAAAAAACAAAUAAGUGUGGGUUUCAUUGGAUAUCCAAAUGUUGGAAAAAGCUCGAUCAUCAACACUCUGAGGUCAAAGAAGGUUUGCAAUGUUGCACCCCUCGCUGGAGAAACGAAGGUGUGGCAGUACAUCACUUUGAUGAGGCGCAUCUUCCUCAUUGACUGCCCUGGUGUUGUCUACCCCUCAGAAGACAGUGAAUCUGAUAUUGUUUUGAAAGGAGUAGUUCAAGUGGAAAAGAUCAAGAACCCAGAGGAGCACAUCGGUGCAGUACUGGAGCGGGCCAAACCAGAAUACAUUCAGAAGACCUACCGCAUCCCUACUUGGAACUGUGCUGAUGACUUUCUUGAGAAACUGGCGUUUCGCACAGGGAAACUUUUGAAGGGCGGUGAGCCAGAUCUCGCCACAGUCUCUAAAAUGGUAUUGAAUGACUGGCAGAGAGGACGUAUCCCCUUCUUUGUGAAACCCCCUGGACCUGAAGGAGAUCAAGAGGAUGAGAAGCCACUGCCAGUUGCAGGACCGUCGGAGGUAGUAGAGCAUGUACAGAAGGAACAACCAGACAAUCCGGACGCCAUCUCAGAGGAACGUGAGGAAGAACAGCAGAGACAGAAGGAACAGGUCCAGAAGAUUCUGGCUAAUGUCAGACAAAACUUUGGCAAAAUCAGUGUGGCUCCAGAGUUCAGCGAGGAAGACUUAGUUCCCAUGGACAUGCCUGAUCUGGACAUGUCAGAUUUUUCUGGCUCUGAUGGUGAGGAAGAUGAGGGCACAGAGGAAAACGAAGGCAAAGAGGAAGAUGCGACAAGCGUUGAACCAGCUGAUGAAGUGACUGACAUCUCUGAGCCCACAACCUCUCAGACUGAAAAGACAAACGGCAGCAAGAGUUCACGGAAGGUCAUACGUGAGCUGGAUGUGAAAAUCGCCAAGUACAAGCAGUUUCUGGACCGAGCCAAAUCCAAUCGCUUCUCUGCAAUCCGGAUACCUAAGGCGCUUUCUGACAAAGUGUUCACAGACAUCAAGACUAAACAGUCAGCAGCGACUAAGCAAGCACAGAAGAAAGCUCCAAACCAGAGGGGUAAAAAGAGGAAAGCUGAGGAGGGUGAGGACCUGGCCCAGCCGAACAGACUCACGUCUAAACAGAGAAGAGCAAUGGAUCGUGCUCAGAGGACGAAGAAAGUUGGCGUACGUUAUUAUGAAACUCACAAUGUGAAGAACAAGAACAAGAACAAAAAAAUCCCAGCAUCAGGCACAGAAGGUCAAAAUACCAAGAAAUCGAAGCACUAGACUGGAGUUGAAUAAAAUAAAACACACAUGUAAGAAAUAUGUAUCUAAAUUAGCCUGAAGCUAUUUUUAUUGGGAUAAAAAAAAGGUUGGCAGAAGGUGGAACACUAAGGUGGUCUUAAUCAACUUGAUGCCUUAUCUUCAUGACUGUUGUAACUUUGUCCCCUCAGUGCAGAACUGUAUUUGAAUGACAUUUCAUUCAUCAUAUACAAGUGUACUGCUCUCUUGACGUUCAAGAGCAAUGUGCAGUAGUUGUUUGAAGUGUACUUGUUAUGCCAGGACAAUAAAACAUUUGUAAAUUA